Geosmithia morbida is the source of this 1506-nucleotide messenger RNA. RefSeq names its product Sugar (and other) transporter. Gene Ontology annotation, biological process: transmembrane transport. The record is from RefSeq and is a predicted model, not a curated record. The transcript has 4 exons. Gene Ontology annotation, molecular function: transmembrane transporter activity. Bases 1 to 1506 code for a protein of 501 amino acids. Lineage: Eukaryota; Fungi; Ascomycota; Sordariomycetes; Hypocreales; Bionectriaceae.
AUGGCACUGACCCAGAUCGAGGUCCUCGUCGCCCAGAACACUAGCGAAUCGAAGGAUGAAUCGAGUAGCACUCAGACUCCCAUAUCUCUAGAGACGGGGGAUGAUCAGGACAGUAAGUCCUGGGAUCCCACCAAGCUCUCAUGGCCACGCAAACUACACAUCAUCUGUGCAGGCUUCACAUGUACAUUCAACGGUAACCUGGGAUCCUCCAUGCCCUCGGGGGCCCUUGACGCCAUCUCGGACCAUUUCAAUGUCACCAACGAGCUCCACCUGACGCUGCUCAACUCCCUAUACAUGGUCGGCUACGUCCUCGGCCCUCUGGUCUUCGGCCCUCUGAGUGAGUACGUCGGGCGGAGGCCGGUCCUCGUUGGAACCUUUCUCGGCUACCUCACCUUCAUGCUCGCCUGCUCCGGAGCGCCGACUUACACCGCCCUGGUCAUCUUCCGGCUCCUGUGUGGGAUCAACGCCGCGGCGCCGACCACUGUCAUCAGCGGCCUCUACUCGGACAUCCUCGACGAUCCGAGCCAUCGCGGCUCCGCCAUCGCCCUGUACAUGACCGUCACCUCGAUCGGUCCCCUGGUCGGCCCCAUCAUCUCCAGCUUCUCCUCCCAGAAGUCGUGGAGGUGGCCGUUUUGGGCCGCCGGCCUGAUUGCUGUUCCAGGUCUGCCCCUGGUCCUCUCCCUGCCGGAGACCUUUGCCCCUGUCCUGCAUAACAGGUGGGCAAAGAGGCAACAAUGGAAGAGGCGGGAUGAAACGGUCAUCCAGCUUCAUCCGUUCAACGUCCGCAAGAUCUUUCUCCGCCCCUUUACCCUCAUGUUCACGCAGCCCAUCGUCCUCUUCACCUCUCUUUACCUCACUCUGGUCUAUUCCCUCUUCUACCUCAUGUUCCAGGCGUAUCCCAUCAUUUUCCAGCGUAUGACUUAUCCACCCCUUCUUACCAAGCAUGUCGUUGUCCAGCAACUCUCUGACGUGUUUGCAGAAUUCUAUGGUCUCGCACCUGGUCCUGCUGGCCUUAUGUACCUGCCUAUGGCCGGUGGCGUCAUCCUAUCCUUGUUCCUGUUCCAGCUCUAUGACCGGUGGCAUCUGAAGGCCCUGGCCGCUGGAAAGGAAUGGGCACAGCGGGAGAUUUACCGCCGUCUACCCCUGGCAUGCUUUGCCUCUCCAUGCAUGGUCAUCUCCCUCUUCUGGUUGGGCUGGACACCCAGUCACAACAUACCUCCGAUCGUCCCCGCCCUUCACGGCAUCUUCUUCGGCGCGGGCUUUCAGAUGGUCUUCAUGGGCAUGGUCAACUACCUCACAGACGCCUUUCGCGACCAGUCUGCUUCGGCCAAUGCCGCCGCAAGCACCACGAGAUCAAUAGGUGCCGUCGUCUUCCCCCUCGCGGCUCAUCACAUGUAUUCCAACCUGGGCAUCCAUUGGGCCCCCUCCCUCCUUGGCUUCGUUGCCCUUGCCAUGGGGGCCAUUCCAUUCCUGUUCAUAAAGUACGGUGAUAGACUUGUCAGAUAG